AUGAACGACGACGUGGUGGCUGAGAUCCUCUUGCGGUUGCCGGCGAAGAGCGUCCUCCGGUGCCGCGCCGUCUGCCGGAGCUGGCGCCGCAUCACCACCGCCGACUACUUCGUCGCCGCCCACUCCCGCCGCCGGCCGCUGCAGCUCCUCGGCUACACGGGGCCCAACGACGAGUCGCUGCGCGACGACGAAUUCUUGGUCACCUCCGCCCCGGUGAACGCCGAGACCAUGCUCAUCUGCAACCCGGCGACACGGCAGCUCGUCAAUCUGCCGCCGGUGAGCACUGGCGGCGUCGUCGUCGACCGGAACGACCUCCGGCUCCACUCUUCCGCCUUCUACUUCCACCGGCCGUCCGGCGAGUACCGCGUGCUGUGCUACCGGAAGGGCACCAACUACAUCCUCUCCACCGGCUCCGGCGAGGCGCGGCGGCUCGGCCCCGUCCCCGACCAGCAACGCAGGACUUGCUCCUUCUCCGCCGUGACCGUCGGCAAGACGGUCGGCGAGAGCGUGUACUGGGACCGCCGUGAGGUCGACGAUCGGAGCCGGAUAAUGGCGUUCGACACGGUGUCGGAGAGGUUCCGGGCGGUCGCGCCGCCGCCGGUGGAGCAUGCCGACGAAGGCCCGCUGCUGGACAUGCAUGGACGAUGGGGCUUGGUGUACGACACCAAGGAGAAGAGGAUGCUCAGCUGCUCUCAUCGUAGCAGAAGCAAUCCGUGGAAUGCAGCUUACCGGGAGAGCCUCAUCACGGUGAAACCUUGCACACCCCCGCUCCCGCUAAACUCUGAGCCAUGGUUAAAUUUCUACUAG
This is a messenger RNA of Oryza sativa Japonica Group (Japanese rice), 807 nucleotides long. Lineage: Eukaryota; Viridiplantae; Streptophyta; Magnoliopsida; Poales; Poaceae. The record is from RefSeq and is a predicted model, not a curated record.